AUGGCCGGCAAGAGCGCUGCUCGCAGUUCCCGCGCGCUCGAUAGGUGGGCCCGGCUGGUCGGCUCCUUGUCGCACGGAGAUGACGCGGAGCCUGGGCGCGGCGGGUCGCCUCAGCCUCAGCAGUCGCCGCCGCCGCCGCCGGAGCAGCAACAACAGCCGCCGCCGCCGGCGCGAGGAGCGGAGUUCGCGGCGGCCGCGCGCGUGAAGAUGGCCGGAGUGGCCGACGCUGCCGCCGCCGCCACUGGCUCUGCCGCUGCGGAGGGCGGGCGGCGCGGGGCCCCCUCGGCGGAACACGCGCUCCUCCAGCCCGACGGCGAGAAGCGGCGCAGCAGCUGCACGGGAGCAGAGCCCCGGGCCCGGCAGCCCUCCCCGGCCAGGCCGCCCCGCUCGCCCUCGCCCGCCCCGCCGCCGCCCUCGCCCGCCCACCAGCCCCACCGCGCAGAGACCCUCGGCUUCUACGAGAGCGACCGCCUCCGCCACCUCAAGCAGCGCAGCGGGCCCGCAGAUCUUUCACUGCUGCGGUUUAUCAACGCAGAGCUAACCAGAGGUUACUUCCUGGAGCAUAAUGAAGCAAAAUACACAGAACGGAGAGAGAGGGUCUAUACGUGCUUGCGGAUACCUAGAGAACUAGAAAAGGCAAACGAGAAAAAACCGAGCCGCUCGCCUCGCGGCAGCCUUGAUCGAGCGAGUGCUGACCCCUCGCGAAAUGGCGUCGUCAUCCGAAAACGCGCCAAAUUCCUCGGUGUCGAUGUCGACAAGACUCCCUCCGAUGCCGAUCGCCCCCUGAAAAGAGCGGGCUCGGCUUCGAGGUCGGAUACCUCCACACCAGCCAAGAGGCCCAAGGAGGUAGAAGAGGCUUCCUCGGAGCCGAAAAAGAGGAAGAAGACGGACAAGCAGAAGCAUGCCGAAUCUGCUUCACGCUCCGUCCCGAAGUCUCCAUCCAUCCCGAAGGAAUUACUUGUCCCGCCGCUGAAGCUACUCGCAUCGCCGCGUCGACAGCAGAGCCCACCCAGACUGCAGUCGAUGUCGACGCAGAUUGCCAUCUCGUCGGACUCCGACCACGACCUCGACCCAGCUCAGCGGUCGGUGAGGGGGGAGAGUCCUCUGGAGGUUCAGGCGGAGCAGCGCAGCCCCCAAGACCGUGCCGGAGGCGUCAAGCGGGAUCGGUCUCGCAGUCCCCGCAGAGUCUCACCCUUGGUUCUGAGACGUGAAUCGGUACCGAAGGACCGAUCGGGCAGCUCGCAUCGGGACAGGUCUUGGAGCCCCUGA
Heteronotia binoei (common prickly gecko) is the source of this 1269-nucleotide messenger RNA. RefSeq names its product serine/arginine repetitive matrix protein 1-like. The transcript has 3 exons. NCBI's taxonomy places the organism in Eukaryota, Metazoa, Chordata, Lepidosauria, Squamata, Gekkonidae. Bases 1 to 1269 code for a protein of 422 amino acids. The record is from RefSeq and is a predicted model, not a curated record. Gene Ontology annotation, biological process: maintenance of protein localization in endoplasmic reticulum; positive regulation of cilium assembly. Gene Ontology annotation, cellular component: endoplasmic reticulum membrane; ciliary basal body.